UGGAGCACACUUCUCGACGAGAAACACAGCUGGAAAGAUGCGUCUAACUAUCAGUUACUUCUUGACCCUACUCCUGGUGCUGUUCUGCAGCAACGCUUAUGUGAACGCUAUGCCGCAAGGUCCGUGCGGUCCACCACCCAGUGGACCGCCUCCAAGUGGUCCAAGGCCGUCGGGACGGCCACCAGGCGGUGGUCCUUGCGGAUCGCCGCCAUCGACUACUGCGGCAACUGGCUAGGUGGACCCCAACGAAACCGAUUCCCAUCUGGCUACCCUGGCACAACCAUAAAUUCAGCAAGCAACUCUGCCCUGGAUUCAGGAUUCUGUUUUUUUUUUGUUUGUUUUUAUAACCAUCUUGUACCUCUUCAAUUCUUUUGAUUUGUAGACCUAAAAUAUAUAUUUCACUAAUCAGCAA
Messenger RNA from Drosophila grimshawi, 412 nucleotides. Its product is annotated as proline, histidine and glycine-rich protein 1. Lineage: Eukaryota; Metazoa; Arthropoda; Insecta; Diptera; Drosophilidae. Bases 38 to 235 code for a protein of 65 amino acids. The record is from RefSeq and is a predicted model, not a curated record. The transcript is spliced from 2 exons.